Molecule: messenger RNA, 370 nt
Organism: Magallana angulata
Lineage: Eukaryota; Metazoa; Mollusca; Bivalvia; Ostreida; Ostreidae
Exons: 2
Coding region: 65-370 (101 amino acids)
Source: RefSeq, a predicted model, not a curated record
AGAUGCCAAAAAAUUAAUCUUAGUUCUAACCGGCUUCUGCUGUGCAACCAUCUUGAUCUGAGAUAUGGAACAACUUGUGAAUUUAAUUGUUAUCCCGGCUACUCUCUGGAUGGACCUAGACAAAUCUAUUGUGAUAAAUAUGGAAAAUGGAGCAGAGCACUUCCUAUAUGUAAAGCCUCGCUGUGUCCCUCAAUUCAUCCGGGAAAUUGGAAACACAAAUGCACAAAAGGAUUUCAAUAUGGAAGUCUGUGCUACCGUAUAUGUCCUGUCGGAUUUGACAAGCCACCGGGAGAAAGUGGGGUCAUGUUAUGUCAAGCCAACGGAAAAUGGAGGGGGCAUUUUCCUGACUGUAAAGGUAGAUAUCUCAUAA